GGCUCCCAGGAGAUGCCCGGCGUCCGGCUCUCCCCUCGCUCCCAUUGGCCUACCGGGGGUCGCCUAAGGUGCUGCUGCGGCGGCUGGGUGCGCUAGCCGCCAGGAGGGGGGCGCCAGGCUGGGCUGCCUGGAGCAGCGGCAGAAGCGGGGCUGGCUGGUUGGCGAGGGAGCUUUGCAGCCCGGCGGCAGCGGUCGUGACUGCGCCCUGCCCAGCGAUGAGCAGCCCCGAAGUCCCGGCCCGGCCAGAAGCGGCUGCGGUGCCCCGGAGCUAGGGCUGCCUUGCCCGCGGGCCAGCGGCUCGGAGCUCAGCAGCAGCCGGGCGUGGAGAAGAUGCGCCCCCGGCUGGCACGGCCCCGGUGCGCCCUGGGCGCAGCGCGCUGAGCCAGGCGCGGCCGGUUGCUGCCCCGAGUGGCCUGGUCCCCCGCUGCUCCUGCGCUGAGCCGGCAGGCGGCCCCGGAGGAGCCGGGACAAUGUACGCGGGGCGCAAGAGGAGGAAGCCGGUGCAGAGGACAGUGAAGCUGCCGCCCCCAGAAGGUGUGAAGUCGAACCCCUCCAAGCGCCAUAGGGAUCGGCUGAACUCGGAGCUGGAGCGGCUGGCUAGCUUGUUGCCUUUCCCUGAGGAGGUUAUCUCUACCCUGGAUAAACUCUCCAUCCUGCGCCUCAGCGUCAGCUAUCUCAGGGCCAAGAACUUCUUCAACAUUGCCCUGAAGAGUCACUGCUCCAAAGCGGGAGCAGAAAGGAAUGGCGACCAUGACAAUGGGAGGACCUUGGGAUUGGCUGACAGAAUCAUGCCAGAGGGUGAACUGCUAUUACAGGCUCUUAAUGGCUUUGUGCUGGUGGUGACGUCUGAAGGGUUGAUAUUUUAUUCCUCGCACACGAUUCAAGACUAUCUUGGAUUUCACCAGACAGAUGUCAUGCACCAGAGCGUGUUUGAGCUGAUCCACACCGAGGACCAGCAGGAAUUCAGGCGCAACCUUCACUGGGCCCUUAACCCGCCUCCCACUCCUGAGAGUGAACCAUCGCCUGAUGGUGACAAAAGUAUCAGCUCCUCCGUUAUCACUUACAAGCCCGGUCAGCUGCCUCCUGAGAACUCUUCUUUCCUCGAAAGGAGCUUUGUGUGCCGAUUCCGCUGCCUCCUGGAUAAUUCAUCUGGAUUCCUGGCUUUAAAUCUUCAGGGCAGGUUGAAAUUUCUCCCCGGCCAGAAUAAAAGGUCUGAGGAUGGGUCCCCGCUGCCUCCCCAGCUGGCUCUCUUUGCCAUCUCCACUCCCUUGCAGACCCCCUCCAUCCUGGAGAUCAGAACCAAAAACAUGAUCUUCAGAACCAAGCACAAACUGGACUUCACCCCCGUGGCGUGUGAUGCCAAAGGGAAGAUUGUGCUGGGCUAUACGGACGCGGAGCUGCAGGUGCGCGGCACCGGGUACCAGUUCAUCCACGCCGCUGACAUGCUGCACUGUGCCGAGAAUCACGUCCGAAUGAUAAAAACGGGCGAGAGCGGCCUGACCGUGUUCCGUCUCCUGACAAAAGAAAAUCGUUGGAAGUGGGUCCAAUCCAACGCUAGACUCGUCUAUAAGAAUGGCAAACCUGAUUACAUCAUCGCCACGCAAAGGCCGCUUGUAGAUGAAGAAGGAGGGGAGCACCUUCGGAAGCGUUCUAUGCAUCUUCCUUUUACCUUUGCUACAGGAGAGGCACUGUUAUAUCAAAUGCCCUACCCGCUUCCUGGCUUCCCUGACCCUUUCCACAGCAAAGGGAAAAACAACAGAUCCAAAAAGAAUUCUCACAGUAAAGGGGGGAGGUCCCAGAAGGACAAUGUAGACCCAAACUCUCUCCUGGGAGCCAUGAUGAGGCAAGAUGAGGCUGUUUAUGUCUCCCACCCAGCUUCUACUCCCAAACAUUCCUUCAGCAGCAAUCUCUUCAGCCACCUGGGAGAAUCUGGCUUAUUUGGGACUGGAGGAGAGAACUGGAAUGCGGUUGCUAAUCCAUUGUCCUCUGGGGAAAAUGGUCCCAAGCAGGAGCUAGAUGAUUUGAGGCAAGGGGACCCAGUGUUGACCACACUGGAUUCUCUCUCGAUUAGCAGUGAUGAAAACUGUUCAAAUACUGAGCUGUUUAGUGCUUUGGAGGGUCUAGGGCUGAAUGCGGAGGAUCUGGAGCUCUUGCUGCUGGAUGAGAGGAUGGUGAGGAUAGAAAUGGACUUGGAUUAUAGUCCGUCUCUGAACGAUCUAUUAACAAACAAUGAAAUCCUUUCCUAUAUUCAUGGUUCGCUUGUAAACAAAGGUGAGGAUGAGCCCACUGGGGAGCAGCAGGCCUGUUCCUCGUCUGACCCAGGCCAGAAUCCAAGCAAAGACCCAGUGGUGUAUCCAUCUCAGAUGCCAGAGAAAGGAUCCCAGUGCUCACCCCAGCCUCCGCCACAAAACCAGCAGUCGCUGAUCUUGCAUCUCCCUCAGCAAAUGCAGCAGCACAUUGUGACCCAAAACCAGCAGAGCAGCCAGCCGUGGCCCUCAGUUCUCAGUCAGCCGAGACCCUCGCUGGUGAAGCAGGCUGCUGAGGAGAAGCAGCAGCCUAGCAGCCUGCAGUGGAGGCCACCAGCAGGAACAGCUGAGCUUGGCCUGUCUCAGUUUGUACAGUCACCUCUUGGUCAUCAGCAGCAGAGUCCACAAUGGGUCAGACCUCAUGGAUCAAACCAUCUCCAUCAACCCAUAGAAAUCCCUUACCAACAUAAGCAACAUGGGCAGCAGCUGGAGAGCAACCUCCACGCAGUGCAGGGAGCACAUCAACCACUCCUGCAGCAAAGCCAGCCCUGCAUCCAACAAAACCGGGUCCAGGCGCACACACAGCCGCAGCUGAAACAAAAACACAACCAGCACUUGUUAGUGAAUGGGCUGUGCAGCCAUGACUCAUCCAACCAGCCAGCCCUAGGGGGUAACACAUGGCAGGGCUAUAGCUACAGGCCUGCAAAUCAGCCACCCAGGGGGCUCCCAGCACAGACCGAUAGCUAUGGUGUCGAACAGGAGCUGAGCUCCCAGCUCUGCCCAGCUCAGGUGCCAAACACAGGAGUGUCCACCAUUCAUUUUUACCUGAACGGGCUGUCCAGCAUGGAGAUAGGAGAUAGAGGGGCAUCCCAAGAAGAGAUGACUCCGUAUUCGGGUUUUGUCCCCCCUUCCUCAUAUCAGAUCAUUUCUGCAAAGCAGCUGACCCCUGUUCCUUCAGUGUCCCAGUACCUGUGUCCAAAUUCAGCCUUGGAUCACUUUGUGAAUAUCCAUGGACAACGGGAAGCCUCCAUGCACUCUUACGGGACACACAUGCCGUUAUUAUGCCAGGAUAAUAUCCAUAAGCCCGAAAAUGAUUGUGUUUUGACCAACGCUAAUGUGGGAUACCCCCGAGACUGCCUCCUGCCCAACAGAAACCCUGCUUCCUCAGACGAGCUGCAUUCCUGCACAGAACUGCUUCAAAAUCAUUCUAAACCCUCCAGCAGUGGCUUUUAUCUCUAAGAGUGGAUGAUUAGAUUGCCCAAACCUGGAUUAUUCGGACCAUAUGGAGAAAAAGCUGUGUUUAAAGUUAUGGAAAACAAGCAGCUAUUUUUUUCUGGCUAUUUUUAUCAACCUCACAUGGUAGUGAUUGUGACAGAGAGGGCUUGGCCAGGCGUGAGAAGGAACUUUACAUGGUGGAGUUUAAUUUUCACAAAGAUAUUACCAAUCUGAGCAUUGAUGUUCCACCUACAACAGUCUACUAGAGAGGCCGUGGCAGGGGGAAACAACUUUUAAUUCUUCACAACCCCUCUGUAAUGCAUUUGUAAAAAUAGUCAGGGCUUGAGCUAUGUACACAAAGUCUCAUUUGUGAGAUUAUCUUGGAAUGGCUGAGAGUUUUUUGUGUUCUUUGCUUCAUCAGUUGGGAGUUUCCAAAUGUCAGGGCCCUAUCUAUUUUCUUUCAUGUUUCCCUGGUAGGGUUAUCCAUUGCAGAAAGGCAAAGACAUCCAGCUACAAAGGAAAAUCGGCUUGGAAAUAUCUUGACCCAGCCUCAUCUCUUUCUUUUGUAGCAGUCUUUUAAAUUGAAUACAGAAUUAAUGUUUUGCUGUAGAAAACUACAUUUUAACAUGAACAAAGACAACCGUGUUGAAGAUGUGACAUUGACAUAACAAGUCUUGCACUUUGAUGAAAAGAGUUCUCUAUUGCACUACACUAAUUUUUAGUUCUACUGUUACUUAAGAUUGUUGGGUUGGGUUUUUUUUUUGUUUAAACACAUUUUAUCAGUCUCUACAAUUUAGGACAUUUUUGUUUCUGUCAUUGAGCUCAGAGGUUCAACAGUGUAGAUAUUGUUUUGGUGAAGCCACAUCACUGUAAAAAAGGCAAGAUGUGGAAUUUCACUAACUGUGCACAGAUUGUAAUGAAUCUCUUCCUGAUGGGUUUGCCAAAGCUUUUCGGUUUGUGACAGUUUGCUUUUAAAAAAAACCCACAUUUCCAUAUGACGUGGUUGACCAUGAAACCAAUCACGCUCAUCAGAAAGUAACUGCCAUGAACGAAUACCUGAGCUGCUGCUUUUCCAAACAUAGCUCUAAAGUCACAUUCCACUAAGUCUGCAAACAACUGACCUAUAUUCUCAUAUUACAUGGGUCCUUUCACAGCCAGACUUCAACAUUCAUAAGAGACAUUAUCAGUAACUGAUUCCACAGAUUAGAGCUUUAGGUAUUGUAGUAAAUAUCACUGAGUGUCGUUUUGUUGUCUUCUGUAUGAUAUGCCCAAGUUGGUUGGUUUUGAUUCUCAGAGUACCUGCCAUAUAUUCUGUCUGAAAGUGGAUCUAAACCACUAAGACUAUUCAAAGCCACGGGAGCUCAUGUGUAGGUACUUAACUCUAAAAAAUUAGGAGCAGACUGGCAUAUAAGCCACAUGUUGUAUCUGUGCCUAAAAAGAUUGCAAAUAAGUAGAGGACUUGUCUAGUUCAGAGGAAGAGUCAGAUUACUGUACAGAGAAGUUUGCAAUACGAUAAAGAAAAUAAGUAUAAUGAUACUUAAUUUUAAAUACUUGACAUAGUGAUAUUUUCCCACAGAAGAAAUACAACCAAUACAUAUGUAUAUAAUAUGAGCCAACAGAUAUAUUUUUAUGCUACUCCAGCAGAGAGAAACAUAUCUUAUCUUCCCAAGGUAUUCAAGUAAUGUCCUUUGGAACAAGAAAAAUAGACUACUCAAAGGAUCAGAAAUUAUGGCUACCUGUUGUCAGAAACCUACCAUAAAAGAACAUUCUUUCUGUGUGAUCAGCCUUGAUUUUGCAUUAACCUUACAUCUUUUUUAUUUCAAUAAAAGGUUUUGGCUCUUA
This is a messenger RNA of Malaclemys terrapin pileata, 5303 nucleotides long. Its product is annotated as aryl hydrocarbon receptor-like. Lineage: Eukaryota; Metazoa; Chordata; Testudines; Emydidae. The record is from RefSeq and is a predicted model, not a curated record. Bases 471 to 3485 code for a protein of 1004 amino acids. The transcript is spliced from 11 exons. Gene Ontology annotation, molecular function: transcription cis-regulatory region binding; protein dimerization activity; nuclear receptor activity. Gene Ontology annotation, cellular component: aryl hydrocarbon receptor complex; nucleus. Gene Ontology annotation, biological process: regulation of transcription by RNA polymerase II.